AUGCGCAUCGCAUCACUAGUCGGCAUUUGCUUCCUGGUUACCUGUUGUUAUGGCAGUACAACGGAAUUGGAAGCUAAAGUCGUUGAUGCGAUUGAUAAAGCUGUCGCUAUAGUUUAUCAAAGAAAUAAUGAAGUAGUUGGAAUGAAAGGUGAGCAAGAAACUCAAAAAGCCAACAUGAACUCACAAUUGGAACAGAUGCGAGGAGAUUUGUUUGCAGAAAUAACAAGAAUUUUAAUUGAAGAAAAUGGUGAAGAGAUAUUGUCAGAAUUAGAAGAAGUUGAUAUUAAUACACUAUUAGUAUCAAGAAAUACAAGAUCAAAGCGUUAUGCUAAUGAGCCAGCACGCUCUACAACAUCAUGUACUCCAGAUGAUAGUAACUGUCGUGCAAAGAUUCAUGAUCAGUAUCGUACUGUAACAGGCAUAUGCAAUAAUAAACAAAAUCGCCUACGAGGUACAUCUGUAUCACCUGUACGACGACUUUUACGCAGAAAUUCAUAUUCUGAUGGUGUUGGAGCUUUACGUACGAAAGCCCGAUCCGGUGCACUUCUGCCAUCAACUCGACAUGUAUCCAAUGUGUUGCACGAUGAGGGUACUGAAAACAAUUACGAUUUGAAGACUAAUCAUCUCCAUAUGCAGUUCGGACAAUUCAUUGCUCAUGACAUUAUAUUUAUGCCAUCAUCAACUGCUCCUUCCGGAGAUACAUUGGAUUGUAAACUUUGUAAUUCAAGCAGAACAACACCUAACUGUGCUCCUAUCCCUGUGCCAUUUGAUGAUGCAUAUUUCCCUAAAAAUAGUUGUAUUCGCUUAACACGAGCAUUGAAUGGUCAAAAAGGUCUCGGAGCUCGAGUUCAACUUAAUCAAAACACCCACCUUCUUGAUUUAUCAGCUGUCUAUGGAUCAGAGGAAUGCGAAGCUGCAUCUCUCAGAACAUUCACAAAAGGUGAACUGAAGGAUUACAAGUACUCUGACUACACUCUUCCUCCUCAAAGCCCAAAUGAUACUAACUGUCAAUCCAAGAACCCUAACUAUUGCUUCCUUGCCGGAGAUUUCAGAAACUCUCUCCACCCCGGCUUGAUCCCUCUUCAUACUGUUUAUAUCAAAGAACACAAUCGCAUCGCCAGAGAACUUGCCAAACGUCAAACGAGAUGGAGCGAUGAAACCCUCUUCCAGGAAACCCGCCGUAUCGUCAUUGCUCAAUAUCAACAUCAUGUUUACAGUUUUUAUCUUCCAAAAUUGUUAGGACGUAACACUAUGGAUAGAUUCGAUUUGACUCCAAAGACAAGAGGCGAAACAGACUAUGAUGAUAAGCUCAACCCCUCUGUAACGGCUGAAUUUGCUGGAGCCGCUUUCCGCUUCGGACACUCUCAAGCCAGAAAAGAUCUUGUCAGAAAAUCAAACACGAACACCACACUUGGUAAAAUUGGUGACUUAGGAGAAAAUUUCUUUUAUUCGGACGUUUUGUAUGAGAAGAACGUUGGUGGAACAGAAUCUUUAUUGGAAGGAAUGAUCCGAUGCCCUGCUAUGCGAUUGGAUUCUAAAUUCUCUUUCCCAAUGAGAAAUCAACUGUUCGAAACUCGCGGAAAGAAAGCUUCCGGAGUUGAUUUGGUGGCUGUUAACUUAAUGAGAGGACGCGAUCUCGGCCUAUUACCUUAUAAUGAUUACAGAGAAGUUACGGGAAGAAGAAGAGCUAACAAGUGGGAUGACUUGAAAGCUGACAUGAGCGCAAGCAAUAUUCAAGCCUUGAAAACAGUAUAUGAACAAGUUGAUGAUAUUGAUCUCUAUGCUGCCAUUGUUUCGGAAGGUCCAUCAUCUGGAGCUAUGAUUGGAGAAACUGGUCAACACAUCAUCGCAGAAACUUUCUCAGCUUUGAAGUUCGGUGAUCGGUUCUACUAUGAGCAUGAGGAUAAUCUUGAUUCAAGACAACUUCAAGCCAUCCGAGCUACCAGUUUGAACAAAGUACUUUGCGAAAACUCACCAAACAUGGAAAAAGUUCUCAGAAAUAUCUUUGAUUUAGACUCUGACGAAGUUCGUUGCGAUUCCUUGAAGAAUGUCGAUCUUGAACCUUUCUUAUAA
Molecule: messenger RNA, 2073 nt
Organism: Auanema sp. JU1783
Lineage: Eukaryota; Metazoa; Nematoda; Chromadorea; Rhabditida; Rhabditidae
Source: the annotation of a GenBank genome assembly